UGCGUAAAUAUGGCGGAUAGCAACUGAUAAGUAAUGUGUGUUUAUAAAGUACAGUAAUGGGCACGUUCUCAUCUGCUAUAUUAGUCUGAUCCUUUUAAAGUGUAUAUCGAGCAUGCUUGUUUAAUAUAGAACAUUUGGUGAACAGUUUCACCAUAUAAAUAUUCAGCUAUGUGCAGACUUGCAAGAGAAGUGAUUACACUUUGUUGUAGGUAGCUAGGCUAGACGUAUGUAGCAUGUAGCAGUUAAUGGUUGUUAUGGAUUUCUUGAACGAUGCUCAAGUGACACGUAGCUAAUGAGUCGAAUGUAAAGUUGCAACAUUUGGAACGUUGCUGAGUGAAAUUAGUUUUGGGUUCGUUGGUUCGAGUAGCAAGGGUUAACACUAUCCAGCAAGUUGGCCAUCUAUGUAGAAGCAACUUCACUCUGAACGUAUUUUAUUCUGUUUGAUUAAGUAUGCAUGAAACAUUUGUCGAGAACUAUUUCUUGUUAGUCACAUUUCUUUAAUGUAAAGGGGCGUUGGAUGACAUGUGUAAGAGUAAAUAUGAACUCCAGUUUCACAAACCGUAUCGUCGAAAUUCAGACUGUUGCAGGGCAAUUCUUUCGUCAGUUUUCGCGAGAUAACUGAUUUCCCAAGUGUUUGUUAAUGAUGAGACAAUAUAGACUGUGAGAUACAUCUGGAAAGCUUCACGUUAUUAAGCCGCGCUUUAGGGUUCAGGUAGGUUGAAGCCUUACAACAGAACGCUUCCAUAUUUUCAAUGGAAAGUAGAGAAUGCGAAACACAAUGGAGCAACAGACACGGAGUUAUUGUAAGGAAGCGGAAAGCUUCAGUGAAAAUGGGUGAGCUAAACUUAAUAACUGAGAAGACCGAAGAUGUAAUAACUCCGAAGACGAACGAACAACGGAGUGACUCGCAGUCUCCUUUCAAUGGCGUAAUGAAACCAACACUAAAGUUAAAACCCUGCACUACAAACACAGACAAGCGGAGCACAAUCUAUGUCUUUCCGUUGGUGGUGUUAGCAUCUUUUGCCACACGCUUUUACUUGAUCCUGGAACCACCCCAUAUAUGCUGGGAUGAGACUCACUUUGGGAAAAUGGGCAGCUACUACAUCAACAGGACUUUCUUCUUUGAUGUCCAUCCACCACUGGGAAAAAUGCUGAUUGGUUUAGCCGGGUACAUGACUGGCUAUGACGGCACCUUUCCGUUUGGAAAACCAGGAGACAAAUAUGAACACCACAUCUACUGGGGCAUGAGGGGGUUCUGCGCGCUCCUGGGCUCCUGCCUGCCCCCUUUCGCCUACCUCACAGUGCUGAACCUUUCCCAGUCCCCCGCAGCUGCCCUCAUCUCUGCCUCCCUGCUCGUCUUUGACACUGGUUGUAUCACCAUCUCCCAAUACAUUCUAUUGGACCCCAUCCUCAUGUUCUUUAUAAUGGGCUCAGUGCUGAGUAUGGUCAAAUUCAACCAGCAGAAAGACAGGCCCUUCAGCGCCCCCUGGUGGAUAUGGUUACUGCUGACAGGAGCGAAUCUUGCCGGAGCACUAGGGGUGAAGUUUGUGGGGCUGUUUGUCAUCCUACUGGUGGGACUGAACACUGCGUCGGACCUGUGGGGGCUGUUGGGGGACCUGGAGAUUUCUAUGACGGAGCUGGGGAAGCACCUCCUGGCCCGUGUGUUCGGGCUGAUCGUCGUCCCGCUCUCUUUGUACAUGACUGUCUUUGCUGUCCACUUUGUCAUCCUGAACAAGAGCGGUCCUGGAGACGGCUUCUUCAGCUCAGCCUUCCAGUCUCGGCUGCUUGGGAACAACCUGCACAACGCCUCCAUGCCCGAGUAUCUAGCGUACGGCUCGGUCGUCACGGUGAAGAACCUGCGGAUCGCGGGCGGGUACCUGCACUCCCACUGGCAUCUGUACCCGGAAGGGGUGGGCGCCCGCCAGCAGCAGGUAACCGCCUACCUCCACAAGGACCUCAACAACCUGUGGGUGGUCCGGAGGCCCGACAGUGCGGGCAGUGAGGACGACCAAUCUGGACCCCCGAAGCGUGUCCGUCACGGUGACAUCAUCCGGCUGGAGCACAAAGAGACCACUCGAAACCUCCACAGUCACUUCCACGAAGCACCCCUCACCAAGAAGCACUUCCAGGUCACGGGCUACGGGAUUAACGGGACGGGGGACCCCAAUGACCUGUGGCAGGUGGAGGUGUGCGGGGGGCGGAAAGGCGACCUGAUCAAGGUGCUGCGCAGCAAAGUGCGCUUCCUCCAUCGCUCCACGGGCUGCGCACUCUACUCCACCGGCAAGACCCUGCCCAAGUGGGGAUGGGAACAGGUGGAAGUGACCUGCAGUCCGUACCUGAAGGAAACGCCCAACUCCCAGUGGAACAUUGAGGAUCACAUCAACCCCAAGUUGCCAAACAUUAGCCUGUCGGUGCUGAAGCCUUCCUUCCUGGAGAUUCUUUUCGAGUCUCACAUCGUCAUGAUCAGGGGCAACAGUGGUCUGAAGCCCAAAGACAAUGAAAUGAACUCUAAGCCAUGGCACUGGCCUAUCAACUAUCAGGGCCUGCGAUUCUCUGGAGUGAAUGAGACGGAGUAUCGUGUGUAUCUGCUUGGAAACCCUGUGAUCUGGUGGCUCAACCUGUUCAGUCUGGGGCUGUACGCGUUCAUGGUGUCUCUUGCUUCCCUGCUGAUCCAGAGAGGGGUCUCUUUGGCCGAGAGGAACAUGGAGCGCAGCAGGGUGCUCAAAGGGGCCGGGGGCCUGCUGUUCCUGGGCUGGCUGCUGCACUACCUGCCCUUCUACGGCAUGGGCCGCAUCCUCUACUACCACCACUACUUCCCCGCCAUGCUGUUCAGCAGCAUGCUCACAGGGGUCACCUGGGACGCCUUGCUGCAAUGUGGUGACCUGCUGCUACCCCCGUCUGUCGCCUACUGUCUUCAAAGAGGGGGCCAAACCCUGCUGCUCUUGGUCGUCCUCUACAGUUUUUACCUGUUCCACCCUCUCUCCUACGGCAUGAGGGGACCUCUGGCCCAUGAGCCAGGUAGUCCAAUGGCUGGCCUCAAGUGGAUGGACUCCUGGGAGUUUUAAUGACCCUGAAGAGGAGGAAAACAUUGACUGUUUGACUAGAGCCCCAAAACACUGCCUUAAUUUUACGUGAACUCUCGUAACACUACAGCGCAUUCUUUUACAUGCUACUCUUCGAGGUAUGGUGAGGUUAAGAUGUGCAGUUCUUGCACGUGUAGCGAACCUUCGACUGAUAACCCGUGACUGAUGAGCAAUGUCACUUUGUGUAUAAUUGUGUGUCUAUCGAUGUGUGUAGACAUGUGUUGUCCACAAAUGUAAAUUGAUCUAUAUUCAUAGACACUACAUGAUAUUUAUUUUAAAGUAUCCAGCCAAGAACACUGAGUUUGUCUUAAUUAGCAAGACAAAAUUGUAUAGACUGAUAUUCUGUAUGACUGUAUUUGUAGUUGAAUUGCACUUUGUCCUUAAAUUUCAUCCCAAUUUGGAAUGCUCGGCUGUUUUUUAAGCCAGUCACUGCUUUGUCCUUCAGCGGUUUUGGGGAGUGCACACUAGCACGUACGCAUUCCCCAAAAGUGCUGCCAGCUGCCAUUUUAGUCAGCAAUCCAAUUGUUGAGAGCUUCACAGGCCUUGCACAGCUAGCAUGGGCAAAUGGUCGGUGCCCAAUCAACUGAAGAAUGUGGCUCGCUCUGUCACACCUUGGCUAUGGAACUAUCCAGAUUAGAUUCCAGACUGGGAAUAUCACUGUUCUAAUAGCAAGUGCCUAAGAUGCCUACACAUUUCAACUGCCAACUAAGCUGGUUUAAUAUAAUUUAUUUGAAUUUUGUUAUAUCCUCAUUUUUCUUUAAUUUAAUUUCCAAUUAUAAUAAUAAUUCCAAAGCUUUUCCCCCCUUUACCUUUUCUGUUCAUUUCAACAACCAUUGAACUUGUGAUGCUGUUCAUGCAUUGAUGUGGAAAAAAAAAAAAUAGGGAAAAGUGUUUCAUAGAUUUACUAUUUUUGCAUAAAGCUAUUUGAAUUCUUACUUGCAGGAAAACUUUGUUCACAGAAAUAAGACCUUAAAAUGUUGGUAUGUGUUUUUGUGUGUGAGGAGCUGAGCACACCUGAAAACUCUGGAGUACUGUGGUAUAACUUUACUCUAGUAGUACUGUAGUAUUAGUGAGGUCCAGAUGAAUUUCAUGUAACACUAUGACUAGUUUACACUACAGACUGAAUUAGAAUACAUAGACAAGUGCCUUUGGAAAGGAUAUGUUGACCUCUAAUGUGAAACGCUAGUGUUUUUGUCAUGUAUGCGUAAGUCUGAUUGUAUUUUUUGUUUUAGUUAUAUUCUUGAAUUCUGAUUUGUGAUCCAGUAUUUUGUUUUCCCAUUUAAGAAUGGGAAAAUUUGGUUUGUUUAAUGAUUUUCACAUUAUCAGGCAAAGUGGUCAGUGUGUUUCUUGCUAAUCCAUAAUUCUAAUAUUUUCGCCUCCUUUGGGAUUCACUUAAAAUGUAUGUUUGGCGUGAAGGCAAUAGGUUGAGAAUUUGUGUUGUUAAUAAGUGUACAAUGUUGCUAUUUAAAAGUGCUUUGUGUUGUUUUUGUUGUUUUGUUUACUCCAAACAAAACAGAAGGGAACUAGCUACUUUAGUUAUUUUACAUUUUGGUCAGUCACAUUUAAUAAAGGUCUACUCUAUUCCUUA
Messenger RNA from Anguilla rostrata (American eel), 4671 nucleotides. RefSeq names its product protein-O-mannosyltransferase 2 (gene pomt2). Gene Ontology annotation, cellular component: endoplasmic reticulum; membrane. The coding region runs from base 753 to 3065 and encodes 770 amino acids. The record is from RefSeq and is a predicted model, not a curated record. The transcript is spliced from 21 exons. Gene Ontology annotation, molecular function: dolichyl-phosphate-mannose-protein mannosyltransferase activity. NCBI's taxonomy places the organism in Eukaryota, Metazoa, Chordata, Actinopteri, Anguilliformes, Anguillidae. Gene Ontology annotation, biological process: protein O-linked glycosylation via mannose.